CAGGCAAUAUGGCGGAAGAGGAGGCCAUGAGCCAGGAGGACUGGAAGGAGAAGUGUAUAGUCCUCGAAGCUCUGCUCAUGAAGUUCAGGGUGCAGAUCAUCAAGAUUCGAGAACUCACCGCUGACAAGAUUCAACAAUUGGAGACGCAGGUGAUUGAUGCAGAAAAACGGGCCUUCACUGCUCACCAGCAGGUGCAAUGGAUGGAGGAGAGGCUGAAGGCUCCAGACGGUCAAUCCGGAGACUCAGAGGUGCGUUUGUUUCAACGAUGCCAAGAGCUGCAGGCCUUGGUGCAGGAGAAAGAGGACUUCAUCGCCCAACUGGAGCAGCAGCUGGAGGAGCAGAAACAAAUACGACAUCAGGAUGCCAAGACAGUGGAGGAGAAAGCGGCUAAGAUCAAGGAAUGGGUGAUGCUGAAGUUGUCAGAGUUUGAGGUGGAGAACGCUGCUCUAAGAGAAACCAAUAAGCAACAGGAAGCUCAGAUUUUGGAGCUACAGAAACAAGUGCAGGAAUUUGAGCAGAGGUGUGGUGGUGGACGAGGAGUCCUUUGCAGACCAGGUGAGGCCCAGCGUCUCAGCAGCCUGACGUUUGGCUGUUUCCAGGUGAGAGGGAAGAGCCCUCAGGUCCUCACUGGUCCAGCACCCUCCCAGAGGACCCUCAGCACCCAGGAAGAGACUGAGGGCAAAGACAAAACUGAGAAGAGUAGCAAGCAGUCAGCCUCCCCAGGGGUGGACGGUGAAGUCCAGAAACCGGACCAGACUGGACUUGUGGUAACUCCUCUGGAAGAUGACAGUGCAUCUGAAAGCCCUGGGGAGAAUGCCUGUGGCUCUGAGUCUCGCGGCGUCUCCUCUGUGCUUUCCAGCGCUGCAUCAGAGGGGGAAGGAGGAGGAGGGAGUGAGGGCAGAGAAGGAGGUGGAGGGUGUAGUCUGGAGUUCAGCCGCCCCGGCAGUGAGACCUACCUGACUGCCUCGGACGACAGCAGCUCUCUGUUUGAUGAUGACAUGCAGCGAGCGGGGUCGUCAGAUGGGGCACUGGGAGGGUGUAAGGAGGGGGAGGAGGAGGCACACAGGGCCAAGCUGGAGGACUGCACCUCCGAGGAGCUCAACAAACGAUUCCAGUCACAGAGACUCGACUCCUCAUCCUCCUCCAGCGAACCUAACACUCCCAGCCCCAUCCUCACGCCAGCUCUUACCCCUAAACGACCCAACCCACCCCAGGACCUAAGGGACAACCCCGCCUCACCCAAACAGCCCCGGCUGCGGACCCCAGCAGGGUUCGGGUUGAUGAAUGUGUCUCUUGCCAAGAAACACCUGAGCCAGCCACCGAUCAGCACUGAGGCGGCACAUGGACAAACGCGCAACGCCCUCAGCAUGCUGCGCCCGCUCCGGCCACAAGAAACUGACCUUGACCAGGAGCAGGAGGUCAACAUGGAGACGGGCAAGGAUACGUCUCCCCAAAUCCUCCCCAACUCAAAAAAUACACCCCCCUUGCUGUCCUUACAGGUCUCACCUGUCCCCUCUGAACCUGGCACAGACAUGAGCCCGGACUGUGACAACUCAGCACCCGGCAGCAAACCUCCUACUCCCCCUUUACACAGGCUCCCCUCCUGGGAGAGUCGUAUCUAUGCUGUGGCUAAAUCAGGAAUCAGACUGUCUGAGACUUCCUGCACAGACCCUGCUAGCAAAGACCCCUCCCUGCAGUCCUCCUAUCCUGCCUUUGUCAUGUACACAUCUCUCAUCUAUAAAAACAUGACUACACCAGUUUACACUACUCUGAAGGGGAAAGCCACUCUACUGAGCAGCAGUCCGUUCUCAGAUGAGUCAUCCAGCUCCGAGGAAUCAUCCAGUUCUGGAGAAGAGGACGGCUCCUUCUGCAGCUCCCACACCUCUUCCAGUUCCCGCAAGGACAGCAGCCCAGGCAGCCCACGUUCUCUCAAGAGAGCUGUGUCCAUGUCUUCAAUGACGUCAGAGAGUGACUAUGCCAUCCCUCCAGAUGCCUACUCCACUGACACAGAGUGCUCUGAACCAGAGCAGAAACUCCCCAAAACCUGCUCUUCAGCCAGUGACAAUGGCAAGAGUGAACCGAUGGAGAAGUCAGGCUACCUGCUGAAAAUGGUGAAGACCUGGAAGAAAACCUGGAAGAGACGCUGGUUUGUCCUCAAAGACGGAGAGCUGCUCUACUAUAAAUCACCUAGUGAUGUGAUCAGGAAACCUCAGGGUCAGAUCGAGGUCAACGCCACCAGCAGCAUCGCUCGUGGAGAGGGAAAACAAGUUCUCCAGAUCGUGACGGGGAAGCGCGUUUACUACCUGAAGGCUGACUCUCCUAACCUGCUGGAGGAGUGGCUCAGGGUGCUGCAGAGCGUACUGAGGGUGAAAGCUGCCAGUCCUCUCUUCACUCAGCCAGAUAUCAGGCCCGGCAUGAAGGGACUGCUCAUCAAGGUGAAACACGGCUACUCGAAGCGGGUUUGGUGCGCUCUGAUUGGCAAAACGCUGUACUACUUUCGCAGCCAAGAGGACAAGUUCCCACUGGGUCAGAUUAAGCUGUGGGAGGCCCGGGUGGAGGAGGUGGACAGGUACCGGGAUUCAGAUGAGGACCUGAAGGCGUGUGGGCGGGGGUUACAAGUAGCGCCCUUCACCAUCGCCAUCCAGCCACAGGAGCAAGGGCCAACUUACCUGCUCAUCGAGUCCCAGCAUGAGAAGGACUCGUGGCUGUACCAUCUGUCUGUGGCAGCAGGAACCACGGUGGGUAAAGUCGGCACUGAGUUUGAACAACUGGUGGGGAAACUCUUUCAACUGGACGGAGAUCCAAACUCUCAGAUCUGGAGACAUCCCAUGUUGUGUUUCAGUAAGGAGGCUCUGUCGUCUCCUCUCACUACGCUGCCCUCACAGGCCCUGCAAACAGAGGCUGUUAAACUCUUCAAGACUUGUCAGCUUUUCAUCAACGUGGCCAUCGAUGCUCCGGCCAUCGACUACCACGUCUCACUGGCCCAGAGUGCCCUGCAGGUGUGUCUGGCCCACCCCGAGCUUCAGAAUGAGCUCUUCUGCCAGCUCAUCAAGCAGACCCGAAAGAGGCAGCCGCAUGGCCACCCUGGACCCCUGCAGGGCUGGCAGUUUCUAGCCUUGUGUGUGGGACUGUUUCUGCCACAGCAUCCUUUCCUCUGGCUGCUGCAGGUUCACCUCAAAAGACACGGAGACUCCAGGACUGAGGUGGGUAAGUAUGCCAUCUACUGCCAGCGCUCUAUGGAGCGCACACAGCAGAAGGGCGAGAGGCAGGCCAGGCCGUCACGUAUGGAAAUCCUGUCUAUCCUACUGAGGAAUCCCUAUCACCACUCCCUGCCCUUCAGUGUGCCUGUUCACUUCCUCAACAACACCUACCAGGUGGUGAGCUUCGAUGCGUCGACCACAGUGGAAGAGUUCCAGUGUCGCCUCAACCAGGACACAGGCAUGAGGAAAACAGGACUAUCUGGUUUCAGCUUGUACACUGAUGACCCUACUGGACGGGAGCUGGAACACUGCCUGCAUCAAGGAGGCAUCAAGAUUUGUGACAUCAUCUCCAAAUGGGAGCAAGCCUCUAAGGAGCAGCACACUGGCAAGUCUGAAAACACCAGGACUGUCCGCCUCACCUACAAGAACAGGCUGUACUUCUCUAUCCAGGUGAGAGGGGAAUCAGAGAGGGAGAGGUUGUUGCUGGCCUAUCAGACUAAUGAAGCCAUUGUAGCGGGACACUUCCCUGUAAACAAGGAGCUGGCUCUGGAAAUGGCCGCCCUGCUGGCCCAGGUGGAGUUUGGGGAUUUUGAACGUCCUUUCUCUGCUCCUGGAUCAGCUCAGACCAAGUCUAACCAGACCCUGAAACAGGUCCUGGACAGAUUCUACCCUAAACACUACCGCAGAACCACAUCUGACGACCAGCUCAGGCAACUGCUCCAGCGUCUCUCUGCCCGCUGGGCCUCACUCAGGGGUCGAAGUUUGCCUGAGUGUGUCAGGAUUUACCUGACUGUUGCCAAGAAGUGGCCUUUCUUUGGUGCCAGAUUAUUUGAAGCACAAUCCAUCACUCCCUCUCCAGAGCAGGAUGUUCGUGUUUGGCUGGCCGUUCAUGAAGAUGGUAUCAGCGUUCUGGAGCACAACUCUAUCAAACCGCUGGUGUCCCACCCCUACAAGAACCUGAUGACGUUUGGAGGCUGCAAACAGGACUUCAUGCUGGUGGUGGGGCAGAGCAUCUGUACCAACGCUGCCAAAGACAAACCUUCAGAGAAACAUCUGUUCGCUAUGGACACCUCCAAGAUCAGGGAGAUCACCCUCCUCAUCUCCAGUUACAUCAACAGUGCUCAUCAGCAGAAGUCCGCCGCCCAUCACCUCUCUGCCCCGGCCCUGAUGGUGGCCCAACCUGUCAGUCUGAAGAGCAAAGAGCUGAGGAGCAAAUCUCCACCAGCGCUGGGACGCCCCAGCAAGACCCCCACGCUGCUGUGACGGCACGGAAAUAUCAAGCCCUGAUCUCACUUUUUACCUUAUUUAAAUUUGAAUAUGUAGGAUUUAUUUAUAGGUUUUAUUCUAUUGUUAUACAUUCCAUUUGUCAGUCUGUAGAUCCAUCUUUGUUUUCUCAGAUUACUUCCUGGUUUGUGGAAUAGUCACUUCUCUGCUGACUGGAAGUGAAGUUGAUGUAACUGUAAGCAGUUAACCUCCUGAGAGGUUACUCAGUGCCUUCCUCAGAGAACACAUGAGAUUCGAGGCAGAGACUGGAGCUUUGAGCUGGUAUCUAGAAACAACUGAGAGGCUUUGCCUAUCAUUCUCCAAGGACGUUUUUUUGUCUUCCUCAUGAGUGUUGCUUUUCAUGUGCUGAGUCCAAAGAGAAAAGUCAACAUUAUUUAUUGACAGACUGAGCUAGCCCUCUGAAAUGUCUCAUUAAUCAGUGCUGUCUGGUACAUUUCCUUUUGUACAGAUGCUGUUUGGAAAUGAUGUAUUCCCUAUAUAGAAUAGGUAAUGAUGCUUUAUUGAGAAAUAAUUUAAAGGAUAUUUUUGUAUCUGUUUCUGCCCUCCUGUAGGGCACAACAUCUCUGACAGGAACUGAAGCCCUUACUGUUUCAUAUUGUUGUAUAAUGAAGGAUAUUGAACACUAUGAUGAAAGCAGGAAGCAAUAACAGGUAACCACACUGCAGUAGUAUGACAUACUUUGCAACUGAUGGAGAGAGUUUUUAAAAAAAAUAGUGAAAAUGUAUUUUUGCUUCAUGUAUCCAGUUUGAAAUGCAGUACAUGUGAUUGAUGAGCUGUGGACUGUGUGAGCUUGUUGUGUUGAGAAAGACUGUAGCUUAUAAAAGUAAGUCAGUUUGGACCCUGUAUGCUCUUUAGUUACUGAAUAGCCAGGAGAGCAGUGAAACUUUAAUCAGGUACAAAUACUUCAAGCCUUUCAGGUAGGGUGUAUAACCAAAAUCAGCAAGAUGCCUCCACUCUGUAUGUUCCAUGAAUUUGUUCAGGGAAGAAACUUAAAUCAACCCUGUGUUAAUGCUGGGUUAUUUAGAGGAAGAUGGUGAGAGGAAGUGACAGUUGUUGAAAGAAUAGAUUGGUGGAAACAUUUGGUGUUUGUUCAAGGGGUUCAAAAGAAAUAGGAUGUACUGUGUCAGGUAUUACAACAAUGACCCCACACUCUAAACCAAAGAUAAACUGGAAAUACAAGACAUUUCUUAAACCUGCAGUGCAGAACUUUUGUCUUCCCCUUCUGGCAGAAAACGCAUCACUACCGGUGCGCCAGCGUGGGAAAGUCACCACAGACACCAGAUGUAAAAACUCUGGUAUACUGUGAAAUACAGAGAGAUUUACGUGGCGGCGGUAGGCUUAAUCAGCAUUGUGUGAACUUGUUUGGCAGGGCUUGAAUGUAAUGGACGUUCAUUUAUAUUUAAAAGUCCCAAACUCCAGCUUUAAUGUAAGGUACUUUAAAAAGACAACUUUCCCUCCCAGUAUUAUCUUACGCCUGUAUACAGCAACUAUUGUCCAGUAUUAAAUGUAUUUGUUGCAUAAAAUACAUUGUAUUUAAAUAAUUUUUGGAAUAUUUGUUAUGAUUAUUGUACAAGUCUAAUGCUUGAAUAAAGUAAACUA
This is a messenger RNA of Thunnus maccoyii (southern bluefin tuna), 6083 nucleotides long. It is a transcript of the gene plekhh2, whose product is annotated as pleckstrin homology domain containing, family H (with MyTH4 domain) member 2. Gene Ontology annotation, biological process: negative regulation of actin filament depolymerization. Gene Ontology annotation, molecular function: actin binding. Lineage: Eukaryota; Metazoa; Chordata; Actinopteri; Scombriformes; Scombridae. Gene Ontology annotation, cellular component: cytoskeleton; cytoplasm. The coding region runs from base 9 to 4463 and encodes 1484 amino acids. The record is from RefSeq and is a predicted model, not a curated record. The transcript has 29 exons.